AUGUCCUUCUCAUUGCGUUUGCUUUCCCGCACUGCUUCCAAGGUCGCAACCCGUCCAGCCUCUGUCCAAAUCGCAAAGAAUGUCGUUGCUCGCCCAACCUUCGUCAACUUCCCUCGUUACUUCUCCUCUCGCGCUGUUGCGUUCAACCAACACACCACUAAAGUGGUUCAAAUCUUGAACAGCGAAGUCGAACUGGAAACCUCCCAACAAAUCAAGGAAUUGCCUGAAGAAGUUGCUAGCUUCUUGGAAACUUACAAGUUCGAAACGGUCGAAAACAAGGGCAACAAUUUGGCUCACAUCAAGAGAGAAUCAGCCACUGAAACUGUUAACGUUUUCUUCGACGUGGCUCAAGUGGCAAAUUUGCCAGUGGACCCAGCCGCUUUGGACCAAGCCGAAGAAUCGAUGGAAGAAGACUUCGAUUCUAUGGCCGACAACUUCUUCAACGUUAAUGUUGUUGUCGUCAAGAAGGCCGACAACACCGCUGUCGCUUUUGAGCUGUUGAUGAACAUGCAAGAAGGAAACUUCUUUGUCGAUUCCGUUACCCCAUACGAAUCCGCUGAUGCUGCUUUGAACGAAUCUGCCGAAGCAGAAGUUAAGAGAGAAUUGCGUUACCACGGCCCUCCAUUCUCCAACUUGGAUGAAUCCCUACAAGAAUCAUUGGAAUCCUACUUGGAAUCCAGAGGUAUCACCAACCAAUUGGUUUCCUUCAUCUCAAACUACUCCGAGUUUAAGGAAAACAACGAAUAUAUCCAAUGGUUGAACAACAUGAAGAAAUUCUUCGAUUAA
This is a messenger RNA of Kluyveromyces marxianus DMKU3-1042, 786 nucleotides long. It is a transcript of the gene MAM33, whose product is annotated as Mam33p. The record is from RefSeq and is a predicted model, not a curated record. Lineage: Eukaryota; Fungi; Ascomycota; Saccharomycetes; Saccharomycetales; Saccharomycetaceae. Gene Ontology annotation, cellular component: mitochondrial matrix. The coding region runs from base 1 to 786 and encodes 261 amino acids. The transcript has a single exon. Gene Ontology annotation, biological process: cytosolic ribosome assembly.